UUCCCCACACUCCCACAGAAUCUCAUUCCCCCUCUCCCGUCGCCGUCAGCCUUGCCCCCGCCGUCGCCACGCGCCACCGUCGCCGUCGCCCCAAAACCAGCCACGCAAACCCCUACCCGGAAAAUGGAGCCCUCCCCCGCUGCCGCAUCCACCCAUGGCGUCGCCGUCGCGGACGACCGACGCGGCUACUGAUCCCGCCCCCACCCCCGCCCCCAUCGCCGUGCCGAGCCUGCGGGCCCGCCUGCCGCACGCGCACCACCACCUGCUCGACCGCCGCGACACGCCGCGGAGGCCCGCGUGGUGGUCCGAGAGGGCGACACGGGAGGCGAUGGACGGGACGGCGGCGAAGCCCGAAACGAAGCUGGUGGCCGGUGAGGCCGGGUACGUCCUCGAGGACGUGCCGCAUCUGUCCGACUACCUCCCCGAUCUCCCGACCUAUUCAAAUCCGCUGCAAGAUAACCCAGCAUACUCCGUCGUCAAGCAGUACUUCGUUAACCCGGAUGACACAGUCUGCCAGAAGAUUGUUGUUCACAAGGGUGGCGCAAGAGGAAACCACUUCCGUCGUGCUGGACCUCGCCAAAGAGUCUAUUUUGAAUCUGAUGAGGUCCAUGCAUGCAUUGUCACCUGUGGAGGGCUAUGCCCUGGGCUGAAUACUGUGAUUAGGGAAAUUGUUUGUGGCUUAUCUGACAUGUAUGGUGUCACCAAAAUACUUGGAAUUCAGGGUGGGUAUAGAGGUUUCUAUGCUUGCAACACUAUCAACUUGACUCCAAAGAGUGUAAAUGACAUUCACAAAAGGGGUGGAACUAUUCUCGGCUCAUCACGAGGAGGCCAUGAUACCAUGAAGAUUGUUGACAGCAUUCAGGACCGUGUUAUAAAUCAGGUCUAUGUAAUUGGUGGUGAUGGUAGUCAAAGGGGUGCAAGAGUAAUUUUUGAAGAGGUUAGAAGACGUGGUCUCAAAGUUGCUGUUGCUGGCAUUCCAAAGACUAUUGAUAAUGACAUCCCUGUAAUUGAUAAGUCAUUUGGUUUCGACAGUGCAGUCGAGGAGGCCCAACGUGCAAUAAAUGCUGCUCACGUGGAAGCUGAAAGUGCUGAGAAUGGUAUAGGACUUGUAAAGCUGAUGGGUCGAUACAGUGGUUUCAUCGCACAUUAUGCUACUCUAGCGAGCAGAGACGUGGAUUGUUGCUUGAUUCCGGAGUCACCUUUCUAUCUCGAAGGUGAAGGUGGACUUUACAGAUAUAUAGAAAAGCGUCUGAAGGACAAUGGCCAUAUGGUCAUUGUCGUUGCUGAGGGUGCAGGACAGAAACUAUUUGCUGAAACCAUGAAGGCAAUGGGGCAGGACGCCUCAGGCAAUGCUCUGCUUCUUGAUGUCGGUCUUUGGUUAUCUCAGAAAAUAAAUGAGCAUUUCAAGAAAACCAAAACAACCAUAAAUCUGAAGUACAUUGAUCCUACAUACAUGAUACGUGCCAUUCCUAGCAAUGCAUCGGAUAAUGUCUACUGCACACUGUUGGCUCACAGUGUGGUUCAUGGAGCCAUGGCAGGAUACACUGGGUUCACCGUUGGCCAAGUAAACGGUCGGCAUUGCUAUAUUCCCUUUUACAGGAUCACAGAAAAGCAGAACAAAGUCUCCAUAACCGAUAGGAUGUGGGCAAGGCUUCUCUCCUCCACCAACCAGCCAAGCUUCCUCUGCAAGCAAGACGUUGAAGACGCGAAGGUGGAAGACGAGCGGACAGCCAAGCUUUUGGAUGGCUCGCCUUCCAACCCCAAAGUUGAAGAUGGACUCGCAUCUUCCAACUCCAAUGGUGUGAAGUGAGGUCACACGGAUACUGAUACCUUUGUGCAGAUGGAUUAGUACUCGCUAGCAGUAUUUAUUAGUUACGGCAAGUCAUCCUUUGGUUCUCUCCGUAAGAAUAAAUAAAUACUGUAGCAUUUCCUCGUCCACGGUUUGCUUUGAAGA
This is a messenger RNA of Brachypodium distachyon (stiff brome), 1954 nucleotides long. RefSeq names its product ATP-dependent 6-phosphofructokinase 3. Gene Ontology annotation, molecular function: ATP binding; 6-phosphofructokinase activity. The coding region runs from base 155 to 1810 and encodes 551 amino acids. Lineage: Eukaryota; Viridiplantae; Streptophyta; Magnoliopsida; Poales; Poaceae. The record is from RefSeq and is a predicted model, not a curated record. The transcript has 14 exons. Gene Ontology annotation, biological process: fructose 6-phosphate metabolic process; glycolytic process. Gene Ontology annotation, cellular component: cytoplasm.